Enterobius vermicularis (human pinworm) is the source of this 645-nucleotide messenger RNA. Lineage: Eukaryota; Metazoa; Nematoda; Chromadorea; Rhabditida; Oxyuridae. The record is from the annotation of a GenBank genome assembly.
AUGUCGAACAGACAAGCUUUUCGUACUUCUGGAGGAUAUUAUUUUCCAAACAGCUUCUAUGGCUCACCUUCAAGUCAUACUUCGUACGUCGGUUACGCACCGUUACAAAAAUUUGGCAACCUACCGCCAGUAUAUGGACCUGGCUCAGUAGGAAUGAAUGUUUACCAGCUAACUCGUGGUAUGCCGUCUUUAUACAGAAGUGGACCGGCGAAGCCUAAUUUCCUUCCGUUGGCUCAGAAUACUCAACUGCUAUACAGGCCCGGGUUUACAAUAACGAAUCCUUACCAGCAAGCUCAAAAUACACUUUCUUCCUAUGAAUUCAGACCUGCAAGAACUUUACCACUACUAGAGACUGAAAAUACUGUUGUAUACAGACGAAGAUAUCUCUCUAACCCCUCAAAUUCUAUACCAGACCUCUCACAAGGACGUUAUGACAAAGUUCCUCCCCAAAACUACGUGCGUCAAAUAGGUCUCCAAAAAGCAACAUUUUUGCCGCUUCAAUCGCGAUUGGCUUUACAAGUUGUGAAAUUUAGCCGGAAGGCGAAUGAUGCAAAUGACGCUAACGAAGCUAAUGACGUUAGAGAAGUAAAUAAUUUCGCUGCUAAAAGAUCGCCGUCUGUGAGGCGAGAAGUUUUCAAAUUUUGA